AUGGUUUUUGGCUCCCCGCGAGCACCCGGGUGGUUCUCGCAUGGGUGCCAGUGGUGUGAGAAAGACCAGCGCUGCUACUCGGAGCUGCCGUGGGGCAACUCCUGCUCCGCGAGCAGCACCGUGAGGAACUCGUCGUCUUGCCCAGAGCCCUCGUAUCGGCAGGUCAAUUUCAGCAUGCAGGAGGCGUAUGACAUGUUGUUGCACGCCGAUGCCUCCUACUACGCGGACCCAUCGGCACUUACUCCCGAGGGGGGGCAGCUUCCGUCGAGCUUCAAGCUGGUGAAGAAUUUCCAUUAUACUCCUGGCGUUUGGCAGGACGGUUUCGCGUACAUGGGCGUCGACGUGAGUUCCGCCCGCAUUGUGGCGUCCUUCCGGGGCACCGAUAAGUGGACGCAGCUAACCGAAGAGUUGUUGCACCACAGUCUCGUGAACCAGACUUGGGACCCACACCCAGGCGCGCUCGUCAAUGAGUACUUCGUGCAUGCCACCGAUCUGCUAUGGGCGAACAUGAGCCAGACGCUCAGCGAUCUCAUGAGCGCACACCCGGGCUUCGAGGUCUGGCUCACCGGCCACAGCAUGGGCGGCGCCAUCGUGGAGCAGGAAGGAGGCAAGCUUACCCCGCCAUAUUUGCCUGGGGUCGAGGCAGGUGCCUUUUGUUUCUGCUCCAGAGCCAUGGCCAUGAUCAUGGCCCUCCGCAUGGAAAGGCUGCUCGAGCGCCCACCCGUGGUGUACACCUUCGGGCAGCCACGCACGGGCAACGCGGCGUUCGGGCGGCUGGUGGACCAACGUUUGCUCAAGCUCAUCCGCCUCGUGAACGCCGCUGACCCCGUCCCGAACGUCCCUCGAUGCGACUUCUCUGGCAGCGGCACCUGCUUGCCGACUGAGACCGGCUACUAUCACGCAGGGACGGAGGUGUGGUUUCCGGAGGGAGAGUACGAGAACAAGGUCAUGUGCCGCUUCCGCGAGUGUGCCGGGCCCGAGGACUUUUCGUGCGGAGAGUCGAGGAUCAUGCAUUGGAACCCUCUGUUGCACAACGGGUACUUCGACAUCAUUCCUAAUGGAUUUUGCAAGAACAGGGCGAACGGAACCCAGGAGAUCAUCGUCUGA
Molecule: messenger RNA, 1107 nt
Organism: Prorocentrum cordatum
Lineage: Eukaryota; Dinophyceae; Prorocentrales; Prorocentraceae
Source: the annotation of a GenBank genome assembly